Messenger RNA from Dipodomys spectabilis (banner-tailed kangaroo rat), 2554 nucleotides. It is a transcript of the gene Pgap6, whose product is annotated as post-glycosylphosphatidylinositol attachment to proteins 6. The record is from RefSeq and is a predicted model, not a curated record. The coding region runs from base 1 to 2316 and encodes 771 amino acids. Gene Ontology annotation, cellular component: plasma membrane. The transcript is spliced from 13 exons. NCBI's taxonomy places the organism in Eukaryota, Metazoa, Chordata, Mammalia, Rodentia, Heteromyidae.
AUGGGCCCGGCGGGGACCCGCGGCGCGGCGCGGGCGGCGGUGGCGGGGCCGCUGCUCCCGCUGCUGCUGCUGCUGCUGCUGGCGGCCCGGCACCCGCCCGCCGCCGGCGACGGCUGGAAGAGCGAGGCUGGCCUGGUCCCCGAACACUUCUCCCAGGCACCGCAGAAGCUGUCCUUCUACAGCUGGUACGGCAGUGUCCGGCUCUUCCACUUCCGUGUGCCCCCAGACACCGCACGGCUGCACUGGCUGCUACAUGCAUCCCAGGAGAGCAGCCGCGCAUGCCCGGACGUGGAGAUCACCGUGCACUUCCGGGCCGGGGCCCCUCCUGUCAUCAACCCUCUGGGCACCAGCUUCUCCAACACCACCUCCGUGCGGGCCUCCUUCCGCAUCAGGACCCUGUUCAGCACCAUGCUGCUGGGCAAUACUUCCGUCAAUAUCUCCUACCCGGCUCCUGGGGAUUGGUUUGUGGCCGCCCACUUGCCCCCCUCCUCCCAGAAAAUUGAGGUGAAGGACUUUGUUUCCACCUGUGCCUACAUCUUCCAGCCUGACAUGCUGGUCAUGCGCAUGGUUGAGGUCUCCAUCCUGGAGCCCGACGUGCCCCUUCUGAAGACCCUCCUCUCUCGCCCGACCUACCUCAAGGUCUUUGUCCCCGAGUACACCCAGGAACUCCGGCUGGAGCUGCAGGGGUGUGCAUCCAAAGACGGCCCCGGCUGCCCUGUGCAGCUCACGGUGGGCACAGCCGCUCUGCCCAGAAACUUCCAGAAGGUGCUGACCUGCAGCAGCCUCUCCCCCUCCUGCCACGUUCUGCUGCCCUCACCACCCUGGGGCCGGUGGCUGCAAGUGGUAGCCGAGAGCCUGGCGGAGCCACCACUGUCCGUAGCCUUCAGUGCCGAGGCCACGCUCACAGCCUGCAGGCCCUGGAGGGUGACUCCACACCGGCUCGGGCAAAACAGUUCAGACCAGAGCAAUGACACCUCUGCAGACCAGCUCCCACGCCCCGGGCCGCGGGCCCCGGGCCCCUGUGGCCGAGAGUGCGGUGGCCCCUUGCGCCUCCUGAGCUACCCGCUCCUGAGGGAGGACCUGGACGUGCUGUCCGUGCGCUUCCAGCCCCUGGACGGGGUCACGGUGCUGCUGCGCCCGGACUUGCUCUCUGUGAUGCGGCUCCACCUCGACACGGGCAUGGACAGCGGGGGCUCCUUCACCGUCACCCUGAGAGCAAACAAGACAGAGAUCACGAACAGCACCCUGAUAGCCGCUUGUGUGAAUGCCGCUUCACCCUUCCUCCGCUUCAAUGCUUCCCUCAACUGCACCACAGCCUUCUUCCAGGGCUACCCUUUGUCUCUGAACACUCUAUCUCCCACGGUCAGCCUCACCAUCCCUUACCCAGAGACAGACAGCUGGUACCUCUCCCUGCAGCUUGUGUGCCCCGAGAGCCCCAGGGACUGUGAGCAGGCCCGGGUCCGCGUGGAGACCACCUUGUACCUGACACCCUGUCUGGAUGACUGUGGGCCAUACGGCCAGUGCCUCCUACUCCGCAGACACAGCUACGUGUAUGCGGGCUGCAGCUGCAAGGCAGGCUGGCGUGGAUGGAGCUGCACGGAUAACAGCACGGCCCAGACGGUGGCACAGCAGAAGGCGGCGGCACUCCUGCUCACCCUCAGCAACCUCAUGUUCCUGGCCCCCAUCGCCGUGUCAGUGCACCGUGCUUUCCUGGUGGAAGCCUUCGUCUACUUGUACACCAUGUUCUUCUCGACGUUCUACCACGCCUGUGACCAGCCAGGGGAGGCCAUGCUGUGCAUCCUCAACUAUGACACACUGCAGUACUGUGACUUUCUGGGCUCUGGGGCGUCCACCUGGGUCACCAUCCUCUGCAUGGCCCGGCUGAAGACAGUGUUGAAACACAUCCUGUUUGUCCUGGGCACACUGGUCAUGGCCAUGUCCUUGCAGCUGGACCGCAGGGGCAUCUGGAACUUGAUGGGGCCCUGCCUCUUUGCCUUCGUGAUCAUGUCCUCCAUGUGGGUGUACCGCUGUGGGCAUCGGCGCCAAUGCUACCCUACCUCGUGGCAGCGCUGGGUCUUCUACCUCUUGCCUGGCAUCUCCAUGGCCUCCGUGGGCAUUGCCAUCUACACCUCCAUGAUGACGAAUGACAACUAUUACUAUACACACAGCAUCUGGCACAUGCUGCUGGCUGGAGGCGCGGCUUUCCUGCUGCCACCCCGGGAGGAACAGGUUGAGCCCUGGGCCUGCUCACAGAAGCUCCCCUGUCACUAUCAGAUCUGUAGGAAUGAUCGAGAUGAACUGUACACAGUGACAUAGGCGGCCAGCUCAGGGAACUCUGCCGCUUGGAUGGACUCUUCAGCCAGGAGCCGUCAUAGGAACAAUUGGUUCCCCACAGAAUAAAAUUGUGCUGAGACUGCUUCCUCCUACAGCAGAGAGGGCCGCCAGCUCCCGAUGAGGCUCAGCUGUUUCUACCAUGGCCUCUGGAGACUACCGACACCACGUGUGGGGUGGAGCCCUGUGCUCCGUGGCCCUGGGGAUGGUUAGAAGUGUAGAG